GGUGCUGCCGGCUGCUGGGUUACCAGGCUGUGGUUUUGGGGUGGUUUUUCUUUUUUUCUUUUGGCGUGUUCGUGGGGACUUGUGGAAAAUCGCUCCGUGGUUUAUCCUGGAUGGAAUUUAAACGCUCGUCUUUGUAGUUUGGAGUAGGUAAUUCACGGCAGUGUUUCUCGUGAGCAUCGCAUUGAUCCCUCAGAGUACCCAGGGCUGCGUGUGGGAUGCGGUUGGUUGUUAUAAAAGAACGAGGAAGCGAUGAAAGGGUAUGAUGAAAUUACAAUUGAAAAUGCUGGAAGGACUCUUGUUGAGGAACUGAAUUUUUCCCCCUUCUCGUUUGGAGCAGAACUGGGUCUCAGGUGGGUGGGGCUACCAGAGCCUAUAUCGCCCUGUGUCCUUUUUGUUGUGUCUGAUAGUUGUUCUUAAAACGCUGACGUUGCAAAGUAUAAGGCUGUGUCUGUGGAACUGUAGAACGGUUCAGGUUGGAAAAGACCUCAGCCACCUCUGCCAUGCCCACUGACCAGGUCUCUCAGUGCCACAUCCACACUGUGUUUCAACACCUCCAGGGACGCUGACUCCCUCACCUCUCUGGGCAGCUUCUGCCACUGCCUCGCUGCUCUUUCUGAGAAGAAAUUGUUCCUAGCAUCCACCCGUUCCUAAUACACUCCCCUGGCACAACUGGAGCCUUGCUAGUUCCCAGGCAGGUAGACUUAAACUGUAAAUUGUGAGGUGAUUGUUUCUAAACUGUUGGCUGGAAGGAUGGCAAAGUGCUUGCUGUCAUUCAAGGUGAAUAAUAACGGAGCAGGGGAGCUGUCUUAAGGUUUGUGUUAAUGAUUUGUUGAUUACUGCUGGCAGCUGAGCAGGAAACAGACUUCGAUGGUCUUGGAGCAGUCGAUGGUGAUUGGUAUGAGCCUAUCAAAGCUCUCGAGCAUCAUGUGUUUUUUUUUACAUUGGCUCUGCCUAUAUGCAUUGUGAAUUAUUAAAAACACCACAGCAGAAUAUACCACAGCUUCUGCUGGAGCAGGCAAGAGCAGAUGCCAGGGGAAGGCCAUGCCAGGGGAAGGCUCACGGGGAUCCCUGACCAGGCCCCUGUGUCUCAGAGAGUCCCUCGGGUGAAGAGUUGUUGCCUCUGUGUUGGACAAACCUUUGUCUUUCUGUGGUAGGUUUGAACCUGUAGUAAGAAAAUAGGGGGGUACCUGAGGAAGUAAGCAGUACUACAAAUGUUACUGAUCAAAUGAGACAGUUGAAAGUCAAUUUCUGGUUAGUAAAAGCCAGUGCAUAGGAGUCAUAUUAAUGAAUAUUAACUUACUGAAGAAUGUUCACACACUGGGCUAUGAAAUUAUCCAGGUUAGAUAAAGCUUGGUGUCUAUAACAAACAACAAUAAAAAGUAGUGUUACGCUCUUACAGUGCAUCCUAAUGCAAUGAAUUCAAGUUCUUUCUCACUGAGCAGAGGAUAAAUUUGAAGUUCUGUUAUUUUCACUGGAUUUAUACUAACUAGACAAUUAAAAGUAGAACUUGAGCAUUUACACCAUUUUUAAACUGUAUUGUACAUUAACAACAACAACAAAAAAGGCACACACGCUUUCCAAGUCCCAGUCUGUAAUGAUAAUAACUAUGAGUAAGAUAGUGGGUAUUUAUAAUGUGUCUGGUCAUUAUCAUACUGAUAAACUUUGGUCCACCACAGAUCUUUAUAAUAGAAAUUUUAGGAACUUAAAAAUUAUUUCAUGUUUUUAGUCACUUAAUUUUGUGCGUUCGUGAAAAUUUUAUUGUCAAACUUUUCCUUGCAUUGGGCUUUGUUCUUUAUUAACUUGUUCUCAUACAACAUCUAGAUUUCUGGUCAGCUGAGGCCUUCCAUCCUCUUGGAAGACAAGCCUGUCAGAAGUUCAACAAUACCAGACUCAACAUAUCCUGCACAUACAAAGAAGAACAGUGUCUGCUUCCAAGGCAUGGCAGCAACCAGGGCUUGUCACUGAUCACCUCACAAAUCAGUAGCAGAACUAGGACGUGCUUCCAGUGCUUUCCAGCUUCCGCUGCUUUCCAGCUCUGAGAGUUUGAGAAGAUGAGUGUUAGUAGGGCAUUGGAUUAGAAAUGAGCAGACAUAGAAUAGUAGUGGUAGGAUCAGGCAGAAGAGCAGCUUGGCCUAGGGGAAUGCAAGUGAGCUCUGUGAGCAUUGCCGGGAGAAACACAGAAUGUGGAAAAUUGAUGCUUGAGUCUCAGUAUUGCUGCAUAUGCACAAAUUUCCCGUUUGUUCUUUUUGUGAUGUGUUUAUUCAGUACUCCGUGUAAAUUAUUCCUAAGAUUGAAAUAGCCACUUCAGUUAUUUAUUCCAUCAAAUGGAACAUAUCAUUAUAGUUUAGGCUCUAAUUUUUUCUGCUACAUGAUUGUUAUGACUAAAGAAACACUUUCAUUAUAAACUGUUGAGAGAAUACAGAUUAAACUGAAACCCACAUCUUGUACUUACUUGCAGCAUAAAUAGCAAAAGUUGUAAGUGUUCAAAUGAUACACUGCCCAUGUUCUGUUAACUUCUUCCCUGCCAGAAGGCAGUGAUGUGAAAUGGGUGGGUGCUUGUAUAUCAGAACACUGAGCGAUUUGAUUCAAAUUUUUAUUUACCAGAACUAAAUUGAGCUAGUCUUGAUGAAUACAAGCAAUUUAAAUAGUCAGCAAAACAUACUCAGGAUUUGUGUGGGUGAAACCUAGUGUUCCUUGCCAUAGGCACUGACAGCCUGUGUUUGACAAGGGAGGAGUCUAGAACGUUUGCAAUCCAAGACUCCAAUCCUGGAUAGAGGUUUAAAGUGUAAAGUCUAUCACAGAUUAAAGGAUAGCACAGUUUUCUGGUGAGGUGCCCAGUCCCAUGGUGAUGUUACUUAUGCAGUGCUGGCAGCAGUAGGUCAAGAAUGUUUAGAUGCAGUUUUGAUACAGCCAGUUGAUACCGUUGUAUGAAACAGGAGUUUCCAUGCUUUCUUUAAAAUACUCUGAUGAAGGUGGCAAGUGUAAAAGCUGAUUCAGUGCUCCAGAAUUGCUAGGUGCUGCCAAAAAAAACCCAGCAAAACAAAAAACCAGCAGGAUGCUGUCAUUUUUGCAGAAGCCUGAAUGUAUUUCUUUAUUUAUUUUAAUGUAUAAAGUAGAAGUAACAACCAAUGGAAGAAGGAUCAGAAAAAGGAUAUGUGCUCUAGUGCUUCACUGCUCAAAUAUCUGGAGUUUCAGACAGAUAACACUGGAAUCUGGUACUGAAUUUGCUUAUUACCUCUAUUAAUAGCCAUUUUCAGGGGCACCCAGCCUUCUGCAUAAACUGCUUAAUUUGGAUCUAAUUAGAUAUUGAGUGUAAAAUAAAUAAGUUAGUCUCUGGGAGACUAAUCCAGUUGCUCCUGAUGCCCGAGGCAGUCGCUGGCUUCAGCAGAGAUUACAUUAUAACUGUAUUACCGUACCCUUUGGUCAUGGUUAUGGGUCUUCUUGCGCUAAUUGCUCCACAGGAAGAUUGCUCCUUCCCGGAGGAUCAAGCAAAUGCUGCAUUUGAACUAAGUGAGCCCAGUAUAGGGAUCCUUAUCAGGCAGUAAAUUAAAGUGGCAGAAUAGAAAUCUAGUUCUCCAGGGGUUUCGCCCACCCAAGAAUUUAGACAAAAUGUUCUUAGUUAUGCUAAGCACUGUAGGAUUAGCUGUGAUUGAAAGGGAUUGCAUGAAACUUUACUGACAUCCCUCCCCCGGUGAGGCAGUCAUGUUGUCUGAUCUUCCGUACUCAGUGACUCUAAAUAAGGGGUCUUUCACACUGUUUUAGUUUAUUUUUUUUUCACCCAGUUAUCUCAUACACGUCAUUCCUUUUUUCUCUGUUUAUUUCUCUGGUUAUUUUCACAUGUUAGAACACACAAAGCAAUUUCUCUGUCCAACCAUCUAAUCACCAUUCAAAUACCGAGCUUGAUCCUUGUUGAACCCACAUGUGGGCUUUUGCGUAGAGAACAAUUCUCAUGUCUGUUACAUAGAUAAUGCAUAGCAAUUUCAUUAGCUUUUCUGAAGAACAGAUUGUACUCGUGUUUUCUUGCUCUCCCAGCUGUCUUCAGAGUUGUGUUUUGUUUGUUCCUUUUUACACUUGAAUUCCAGAAAAUAGCAGUAGCUCUCAUCUUUGCUAACUACACCUCAUCUUCUUCAAGAGGUUUGCAGGGACCGACCCUUCUGUAAAAGUUGAUCAUAAUGAGUUUAACUUUUCUUUAGGAAUCAGUAUACAACCUUCUGCUAUUUACUUUAAAAGAUUCAUAGUCUAUUGAGAACAAUUAUUUGUGGCUAAUGCAUUUCUAAGUAACUUAAACAGUUCCAGACCGUAAUAUUUGUAUUUAAACAUUCUGUGUUUCUCAUAUUCAGAAAAUAAAGAAUAAAAUUUAUGCUUCUUGAAAUGCUCAUUUAAAAAUAAUGGGAGAAAAUUUGGGUUAAUAAAGUAAAUAAAAAUCAGUUUUUUGAGGCUUCUUGCAUCAGUUAAAGUGAGAUCCCAGCUCUGCUGCUUGGAAUAGAUAUAAAUCUUGGACAAGUCCCAGGAAAGCCCACACAAAGGGCAAGUGAGAGAAAAACAAGAAAUAACGUGGAAAUUUCCAGCUAUUUUCUUUCUUCUGUUCUGAAAUGAUUUUGAAAUAACUCAGUAGUGAAGUUAGUUUUCUAUGUCUUUAUUUCACCAUUGAUUUUUUUUUUCCUCUAAAUUGUAGUGAAGUCUUCCAAAGGGGAGAAGCAAGUGAAGUAAUAAAUCUGAAAAGAUUGCUCAAAUCAGUCUUUCCCUCUCUGAAGUACACAAGGACUGCACUGAAGGAGCAAUAGUGUUUUCUUCUGUUUUUUUUUUCAACUGUUUCCAAGCAGUGUAUCAGCUGCAAUAAGUUUGCUUUGUGCAUUGGAAAGAAAGACCUUCUCUUUUAAAUUUUGUUCCAACAUUUGCAAAAUUUCGUAGUGUAUUAUUUCAAUCCUUAAUGUGUCAUUUCUUAAACAUUUCAGGGAAGUGUAAACAUCUGGAAAUGCUGAACUUUAAUCCUUUCUACUACAGAUUGGAAACAUUAACAGCUGAGAGAAUCUAGCAUCUAACUCGUAUGUUUUGAAAGUGAGAGGGAAAACAAAGCAAAUAUACAGCAACAGAUAUUCCUAAAAUUAAUUUGGGGUUGUAGUAUAUACAUGUAUUUAAUAUCUUUACCUAGUGCAUUAUCUUCAGCUUCUGCUUAGUGUUGAAAUCUUUGGGUCACAUGUGAAGAUGUUUUUGUUCUUAGUCUUCUUGUUUAGAAGUCAAAACUCAGGUAGUGCAAUGCAGCUGGACGAGUUAUAGCUGUCUUGGAAUUCAGUAACUUGGAAAAAAAGAAGUCUUGGCAGUGGGAAAGAUCAGUAUUAAUAGACACACAUAAAGCUCUUAUGUUCUUCUAAGUUCUGCCUACGUAUUGUUUGUAACCUUUGUACUUGGUCUUAACAUUUGCUUUUAAUCCUUGACUUUCUAGAAGCAUUUCUUCAAGAAUAAAGGAGAGGGAACAUUGUUGUCAAAAAUACAAAUGUGUUCUUGGCACUUGGCUAUGUUUUUCAGUUUGUUUUCUUGAUCACAGUUUUGUGAAUAGAGACAAGACCAUGAAAACUUACGCCUAUUUGCAGUGGACUAAGUUAGAUUAAGUGCUUGUAUAUUGCCAACAGCAGCCUGCCAUCUUACUUGAAAAUAUAUGUGUUCCAAAGAUUUAAAAAACCCUGAAAAACAUCUGUUACAUUGUGGACAGCGCCCAGCCAACUUUUUCAGUUCUAAAUUGAACCAUGAAAGUUAGGGCUUUUUCAGAUUAGAAGGCGUUGCUUUAUAUCCAAAGGUCUUUCAGAGGACAGUGUGUAGUUGCUCUUGGUAUCUAGGGGUCUUCUGUCAGCCCUUUCUGGAAACAGUGUUGCCUAUGUGCAGUGUGGUGGUAGGAAGCAGCAUGGAGCUAAAAUGUUUCACUGGUAAAACCAUCGCAGUAGAAUCAUAGUUUCCAGUGUAAUAACUUCAGCCUGAAGUUGUCUUGUGCCUUCUACUUAGUAUUCACCUGCAUAGUUUUCUUUGCUAGAUAAGAUUUCCUGUACUGAUGUAAGGUGGAGUCUUAUUUUCAUCUUCAUUGAAUCAUAGAAUCAUGGAAUGGCCUGGGUUGAAAAGAACCGCAAUGAUCAUCUAGUUUCAACCCCCCUGCUAUGUGCCCGACCACUAGACCAUCUUCCUAUGAUAUUUUGAAGUAAUUUAAGUUCAAACUGCUGUCACCGUGGCCAUUUUUAGGAAAGUUGACAUCCAUAACAGCAAUUGCUCUUUCCUAGCCAGAUGAAGAUUAUUAAAUAUUGUCUUGGCCUACAUUGGCACCUGAUAUUCCAGGCACAUCGCUGAAGUAUAAAGUUAGAUUGGUUAAUACUGAUUGAGUAGUGGAGGUGAUCUUUAUCCUCAAAUUUUCUUCAUCAUCUAUCUGUCAGUAUCACCUUCAUCUUGUCUGCUACAACUGACCAAUCUCAUUCAUUCCUCAGCCUUUGUAUAGCCUGGGUUAGUGUCAUACUAUGUAUAUUUUUUAAUGCUGCAAUUCUGGAGAUCCCAGUGACGACCACUGUUGUACUCCAGCCUCAAAAUCUGCACAUAAAGAUGAGUGUCUUUACCUCUAACUCGCUUCCAUUUUCAUCUGACUAGUAUAUUGAGAAUUUUGGGUGGCUUCCUAUGGCACCCACUCCCAGAAAGUGCUCCUGGAGUUUGUGACAAAUUCCCUGCAUAACCUAGACUUACCCAGUCUAAGAAGAGACUCAUCAGUUUCUGGGAUCAAAGUUAAGUCCACGGCAUGAAAGGCAGAACAAAAUAUGCUGAACUAUUGUGGAAGCAGUCUCUUGGUUAUUAUAGGUACAUGAAACACUCUAUAAAUGAGAAAAAAAUGGUAAUAUUGAAGAUGAGCAGAAGUUUUUCACAUUUCUGAAGUCAGCAUUGGUGUGAACUGUCCUUUUAUUUUUCUGAAAGCAAGAAGAAAACAGUGAUGUUUUAUUUGUGAUUAUUUCUUGUCUUGCAAUAUUUGCUGAAGUAAUUGGAACAGACUUGGAGGGAAACACAAUUAUCAUUUACUUUGGCUCUUGUUAUGCCUUUUACUCUUGGACUCUCUCCCCUGAUGGUUGAAAUUAAGUGUAUCAAGGGUCUUCUUGGUAGACAAAGUGUGUAAUCUGUAAAAACAUUAACUCUCUGGCUUGGUUUUUGUCAUCUUUUACCUGUGCUAUUACUUUGUCUUGACUUGUUUCUGGAGAAGAGGAUUCCUGGAUCCUUUUGGACAGAGCUGCUCAGCUGCAAAAUUUGAAGUUCUGGUGAUCCAUCAUGGGGAACCAUGUAGGAAAACGAGAACAUAGCUCUGACAAGUCAGCCAAGAAUGCUGAAACCAAGGUGGAGGAAGUGGCUAAGGAGAGUCCGAAAGCAGCAAGGCUAACACAGCAGUCUUCAGAGGACAACGAAGUAUUUGGAGAGGCAGAUGUGAACCAGAACAAUGGGACCUCCACGAAGAGCCCAGCGGUGACAGACUCCAAAGGCACAGCGGACCCGAAGAAUGCCUGGCCCCAGGCCCACCCAGCUGACACGGCCGGUCGCCCCCACUUGAUCCGCCUCUUUUCCCGAGAUGCCCCAGGGAGAGAAGACAACACCUUCAAAGAUCGGCCCUCGGAGUCAGACGAGCUACAGACCAUCCAAGAGGACAGUGCAGCAGCUUCAGAGAAUUCGGAUUUGAUGGCUUCACAAAAACGCUCCUCUUUCCGGCACGGAUCAAAAAUGGCAUCGGCAAGCACUACAGACCAUGCUCGACAUGGAUCUCCAAGGCACAGAGACUCGGGUCUACUUGACUCGCUGGGCAGAUUCUUUGGAGGUGACAGACACGUUCCCCGGCGGGGCUUUGGCAAGGAUAUACACGCAGCCAGGGCCAGCCAUGUAGGCUCCAUCCCCCAGAGGUCUCAGCAUGGCCGGCCUGGUGACGACAACCCUGUAGUCCACUUCUUCAAGAACAUUGUCUCACCCCGUACUCCUCCUCCAAUGCAAGCAAAGGGAAGAGGACUGUCCCUCACCAGAUUUAGCUGGGGUGGUGAAGGACACAAGCCGGGAUACGGAAGUGGAAAAUUCUAUGAGCACAAAUCUGCUCACAAGGGACAUAAGGGAUCCUAUCACGAGGGCCAGGGCACUCUUUCCAAAAUCUUUAAACUGGGAGGCUCUGGCUCCCGGCCUGGAUCGCGGUCUGGCUCACCAGUUGCGAGGCGCUGAAGCUCUACGAUGCCAUUCAAGGAUCACGCACUCUGCUUCAUAACCUAACCGCCUUAAAAUUAAUAACAACUGCAAGAAUUACCUAGUUAGACGCAGUCCAUUACUUAGUGCCAAUUAGGUUCUGCAUGCAGUAGAUGAUACAAACUUCUAUUGGCAAUCCCUGACCAACAGUUGAAUGAAAGGAACACACAAAGUAGCUUUACUAGCUGUUGUCCCUAUUUUACGUAGAGUAACAAGACGACUGACUUUACUCAUUCUCCUUCAGGGUGCCCUAACUGUAUGCUGGACUUCAUUAUUUCUCCCAAGCACCUAAUCUGAGCUCCAGCCUUCUGGUUUCAUUUUAGUGAACAUGAGAAUCGCAAAUAAAGAGUUAAUGUCUUGGAUACUGAGCACUGCUGUUAAUGAGCUUUCGAAACGCUGCUGUAAAAAACAACCACCAAAUCCACCACGUGCAGAAGUUGUAAGGACUGUUUAUCCAAAUCCUUUUUCAUUUUUUUGAUUUGGGCCUUUGGUUUGGUUUCUGUUUUGUUUUAAUCUUCCUUCUCUCACUCACAGAAUAAUUUAUUUUCAUAACAGGAUUAGGCAGUCACGGAAAGGUUCACCAAACAUUGCGAGUUCAAGGUAUGUGAAAUGUGGGAGGGGGCAGAUGUUGUAGAAUCAAUACGAUGCAGAGCAAUGGCAAUAAGGAAACGCUUUCCGCACCACGAAUUGCUCACCGCAUCCAAACCAUUAGAAUUAAGAGUAGAUGAGGGAGAGAAAGAGGAUUUCAAAUUUGAGUUAGACUCAUGCUAAGAAACAAGGGAUAAUCCCAGCGACGAAACAUCAGAUCGCACAUGUGACCACUGGACGUCACUGUUGCUCCACACAAACUGCUGCAACAGCGUAAACUUUGCAGUAAAGUAAGUAAUCAUAUAUAUACAUGAAUAAGUCUAAUUUCUGAAAGAGAGCCCUUCAGUACUGGUGUCUCAGAUAGUCCUGCACAUCUCAUGAGAGAACUUCAAACCUUGCUCUUGGUAUUGCAGCAGCAUUAUAUUUGGUUGGCUCUUCUUUUGCCUGAGUAACAUCUGGAUGCCUGUUAAGGGCAGUGCACCAAAGCAAACUCAUAGUAAACUACUGUGAACGUUUAACUGUUGUACUGUAGUUGCCUCAUAGAAAUGAGUUAUAACCGAGUUAGAUUUAGAUAUUAAUUGUUCACAGAUAACUAAAAUGAGUGUGUGGCAACGGUAUUUCCAACCACACGUAGAGAAAUAUAAGGCUCUUCUGAAUUGCACUGUUUUAUUACUCAAACUCACCAUUCCUUCAAGCUCUUCUCUAAGUGUCUGAUUAAUUACUUUCUUUUUUAGUUUUAGCCCGUGUUGUAGACUGAGGUUAAUGCUUCCCAAGUUGAAACGGCAUCUAUGUGUCCAGUAGAAGUUACCUAUACACAUGUAUGUUAAUUCACCUCUAAAUCUAUUGUAGGUUUAUAUUCAGUGUCCAUUAAUACAAAGCAAGGGAAGAUGGAGAAUAGAGAAUAGAGACUAAGGAAAACAAAACCACCAAAAUUAUUAAGUAUACAUACAUGUAUUACAUCUUCUGUUACCUGCGUUGUUUGCUAUGUGUAUUUUUCUAUCGUAGCUUCAUUCAGAUUUAUACUUGGCAACGUAAUAGUGGAUUUAAUUUGAAGACAUAUUGUUCUUAUAGGAACAAAGCUUUUAAAAUUUAUCAAAAUAAAGUAAUCGAUGUGUAAUGAAA
Molecule: messenger RNA, 9945 nt
Organism: Gallus gallus (chicken)
Lineage: Eukaryota; Metazoa; Chordata; Aves; Galliformes; Phasianidae
Gene: MBP
Product: myelin basic protein
Exons: 10
Coding region: 7288-8214 (308 amino acids)
Biological process (GO): myelination
Cellular component (GO): neuronal cell body; internode region of axon; cell periphery
Molecular function (GO): structural constituent of myelin sheath
Source: RefSeq, a predicted model, not a curated record